AUGACAUGCAGAUCAUCGAAAAAGGUUGGGUCUGAUUCCUUGGUGAUCAUGAACGCAUCGAAUGAAGAACCAGUUGAUCUAGUUGGUGGGCGGUACACUACAACAAGUAGGAGUGAUAAUGUUGAACUGACAAUUUCAGCUGAGAAAACCCCAAAAGACUUGGGACUGGAUAUCGAUUUCUUUGGUCAACGCGGUGUGUUCUGUCGUCUUCUUCGUGCAGUUGAGACUCCUGAUCGCAUGGAAAUUCUCGUCACUCUUUGUAAUGGUACCUACUAUAUGGAAACGUUCAAAGUCAAACCCACAUCUGCGGUAGACGCGAAUUACUGCUUUAAGAAUUUUAAGAGACACUUGGCACUUGUCGAGGGAGCACACCCAGAUAUUAACUUAUCCGAUGACAGUUAUUAUUCAGCUGUUAUGAAGACUCAAUGUGAGCGGUAUAAACUGAUACUAAGCUACGGGGUCGAUGCCGAACGGGAUAAUCCCGACUUAGUGCCUCCUGGAAACUACAUUGAUAUCAAGACAAGAUAUCAAAUCAAUUCUGAACAGAACAAGAACAAUUUUAGGAGGUAUACCACUCUUAAGUGGUGGUCCCAGGCAGUAAUUGCUGGAAUUCCUGAGGUGAUAUGUGGGUGGCGAGAGAAUAAGAAGGAACAAGUCAUUCUUUCCUCCGUAGAGCUAAUGAAAACGGAACACCUUCCUCUCAGAGCACCCAUGAUGACCAGUGGAAGGAGAUUCUGGGAGGCCGAUGCAUGUUUUGAAACUUUUCAAACUCUCCUUGAUAACAUCAAGGACUUGAUCAAAGAAGAUGACCCGAGAAUCGUCCACCGUCUGGAGCUGCCCGAGGUGAUGAAGGGAAAGGGUGUAAAGAAGAGACUUCAAGCUAGAAGAUUCAAACUUCUGGAGAAACGCCAAGAUGAUUACGCCAUUCUACCAGAAUGGUACCUACGUGAAGUCUUGUGGAUCGAAAAUCGUGAAUCCAAGCAAUGAUUACAGACAGCAAGGAUAUAGGGAAUCUUGAAGAGCAUUGCCCCGAGAUUACCGACAACCAGGAUCUAUAGAGAUUCUUGAAGAUCAUGACUCCAAGACAUGAUUUCAGACAUUUAGCCUUUAAAUAUUAAUGUUUUAACACUCAAGAAGAGAAAUACCCACCACUGUGUCUUUCCUAUCUAGAAGUAAUGAGGAGAUUCAUAGAUAUCAAAACAAAUUAAAUUAGGAAAUUUAAAUUACAAGCACUGCUUUUAAUAGUUUACCCUACACAUCCUCAGCUUAUUGAUAAAUCUGUCCCCAAUAUGAAACAUUCAAAUCAGUGGCGUACCGUGGGUCACGGCAUGGGGGGGGGGGGCACCAGCAAAAAUUUGGAGUCACUUAGGGCGCGCUCAGUUGCCAGGUAUACUGACCUUAAAGAGACAUUUCAAGGACAUACAGUGCCAUUAAACGGAUAUGUACCUCACUGAUUACAUAAUGCGAGCGCAAAGUGCGAGCUGUGAAUUUUUGAUAUUCAGACCUGAAAAGGGGCAUUAUAAGCAAUUUGUUUGUAAUUAGUACCUCUCGCUAAACAAACAAUGCU
Lytechinus variegatus (green sea urchin) is the source of this 1567-nucleotide messenger RNA. RefSeq names its product decapping and exoribonuclease protein-like. Lineage: Eukaryota; Metazoa; Echinodermata; Echinoidea; Temnopleuroida; Toxopneustidae. Gene Ontology annotation, cellular component: cytosol; nucleus. Gene Ontology annotation, molecular function: mRNA 5'-diphosphatase activity. Gene Ontology annotation, biological process: nuclear-transcribed mRNA catabolic process; NAD-cap decapping. The record is from RefSeq and is a predicted model, not a curated record. The coding region runs from base 1 to 987 and encodes 328 amino acids. The transcript has 7 exons.